This is a messenger RNA of Eutrema salsugineum, 4688 nucleotides long. RefSeq names its product lysine-specific demethylase REF6. The record is from RefSeq and is a predicted model, not a curated record. Lineage: Eukaryota; Viridiplantae; Streptophyta; Magnoliopsida; Brassicales; Brassicaceae. Gene Ontology annotation, molecular function: histone H3K4me/H3K4me2/H3K4me3 demethylase activity. Gene Ontology annotation, biological process: chromatin remodeling. The coding region runs from base 306 to 4442 and encodes 1378 amino acids. Gene Ontology annotation, cellular component: nucleus. The transcript has 8 exons.
CCAAAAAAAUACAUUUUUUUCCCCUGUUUUCUUUAAUCCAAUAAAAACAGAGAGACCUAAGAAACGAGAUCAAGCCCGUCGUUUUUUCCGAGGAAAAGUGGAUGACCCUUUAACAUAAUAAACCUAUUGGCCGGGGAGAUGGUGGAGAGUCGUCGAAUCUCUUGAUUUGUUUUUAUUUUCCUUUUCGAAAUUUUGUUCUGUUUCUGCUCUGUAAUGACGUUUUGAUUACUAUCCCCAAGCUGAAAGUGAAGAAAUUUUGAGGAAAAGGGUUUUCUUUUUUUGGGUUUCCUCUGUGCGAGAGAGAUAUGGCGGUUUCAGAGCAGAGCCCAGACGUCUUUCCAUGGCUGAAAUCGUUGCCGGUUGCUCCAGAGUUCCGACCUACUUUAGCAGAGUUCCAAGAUCCGAUCGCUUACAUUUUUAAGAUCGAAGAGGAAGCUUCCAAAUACGGAAUCUGCAAAAUUUUGCCUCCUGUUCCUCCUUCCUCUAAGAAAACCGCCAUUAAUAACCUCAACCGUUCUCUGGCAGCGCGAGCGGCGGCGAGGGUUCGUGACGGAGCCGACGACGGCGCGUGGGAUUACGACGGUGCUCCCACAUUCGCCACGCGUCAACAGCAGAUCGGGUUUUGCCCUAGGAAGCAGCGACCCGUACAGAGACCAGUGUGGCAGAGCGGAGAGCAUUACAGUUUCGGUGAGUUUGAGUUUAAAGCUAAGAACUUUGAGAAGAAUUAUCUAAGGAAAUGCGGCAAAAGGAGCCAACUUUCUGCCCUGGAAAUCGAAACCCUGUACUGGAGAGCCACAGUGGACAAACCCUUCUCUGUUGAGUACGCAAACGACAUGCCUGGCUCGGCUUUUAUUCCUCUGAGUCUGGCAGCUGCGAGGAGAAGAGAGUCUGGUGGUGAUGGAGGAACAGUUGGUGAGACAGCUUGGAACAUGAGGGCAAUGGCUAGAGCUGAAGGAUCGUUACUUAAGUUCAUGAAAGAGGAGAUCCCUGGAGUUACAUCUCCAAUGGUGUAUAUUGCUAUGAUGUUUAGUUGGUUUGCUUGGCAUGUCGAAGACCAUGACCUUCAUAGUCUCAAUUACUUGCAUAUGGGUGCUGGUAAGACUUGGUACGGUGUGCCAAAGGAUGCUGCUGUGGCCUUUGAGGAGGUGGUUAGGGUUCAUGGCUAUGGUGGAGAGCUUAAUCCUCUUGUGACGUUUUCAACUCUUGGUGAGAAGACUACUGUUAUGUCUCCUGAAGUAUUUGUUAGAGCCGGGAUACCGUGUUGCAGGUUAGUGCAAAAUCCUGGAGAGUUUGUCGUCACCUUUCCAGGAGCAUAUCAUUCAGGGUUUAGUCAUGGAUUCAAUUUUGGGGAAGCAUCUAACAUUGCAACUCCCCAAUGGUUGAGAAUGGCUAAAGAUGCUGCCAUCCGGCGAGCUGCAAUAAACUAUCCUCCAAUGGUUUCUCAUCUCCAGUUACUUUAUGACUUUGCAUUGGCUUUGGGUUCAAGAGUGCCAACAAGCAUCAACACCAAACCACGGAGUUCUAGACUGAAAGAUAAGAAAAGAAGCGAAGGAGAGAAAUUGACUAAAGAGUUGUUUGUGCAAAAUAUUAUCCACAACAAUGAAUUGCUCUGCUCUCUCGGAAAAGGAUCUCCGGUCGCUCUUCUUCCGCAGAGUUCCUCAGAUGUAUCGGUUUGUUCUGAUCUGAGAAUUGGAUCCCAUUUGAGAACUAACCAGGAAAAGCCAAUCCAGUUAAAAUCCGAGGACUUGAGUUCUGAUAGUAUUAUGCCCGGACUCAAUAACGGUUUCAAGGAUGCGGUUUCAGUGAAAGAAAAGUUUACAUCUUUGUGUGAAAGGAACAGAAAUCACCUGGCAAGCAGAGAGAACGAAACUCAAGGAACUUCAACAGAUGCUGAAAGGAAGAAAAAUGACAGAGCUGUUGGACUUUCGGAUCAGAGGCUUUUCUCUUGUGUUACAUGUGGAAUCUUAAGCUUUGAUUGUGUAGCGAUUGUUCAACCUAAGGAAGCAGCCGCUAGAUAUCUCAUGUCUGCAGAUUGUAGCUUCUUCAAUGAUUGGACAGUUGCUUCGGGACCUGCAAAUCUUGGUCAGGUUGCAGGAUCACUUCAUCCGCAAAGCACGGGAAAGCACGAUGUAGAUUACUUCUACAAUGUUCCUGUUCAAACUACGGAUCAUUCAAUGAAGACCGGCGAUCAAAGAACAUCAUCAAGUUCCCUAACAAAAGAGAAUAAAGAUGAUGGUGCUCUUGGGCUGUUAGCAUCAGCAUAUGGAGACUCUUCUGAUUCCGAGGAAGAAGAUCACAAAGGCUCAGAUAUUCCCAUUUCGGAAGGGAUAACAAGACAGUAUGAUCAAGAAGGUGCUUGUGUAUCUGAAGCAACAUCUUUUGAUACAGAUAGAAACGAGGAGGCUAGAGAUGGUCCAUCUUCUGAUAUUAACAGCCAAAGACUUACAAGUGGGAAAGGCAAAGAGAUUGACGUAUUACAUGCUACUUCAAGUUGCUCGACCCUUUCUUGUACAUCACUUCAGGAAAUAGCUUUACCAUUUAUUCCAAGAUCUGAUGACGAUUCCUCUCGGUUGCACGUCUUUUGUCUUGAGCAUGCUGCGGAAGUGGAACAGCAACUUCGUCCUAUUGGGGGGAUUCGCAUAAUGUUAUUAUGCCAUCCAGAGUACCCCAGGAUAGAGGCUGAAGCAAAGAUAGUUUCUGAAGAGCUUGGAGUCAAUCACGAGUGGAAUGAUACUGAAUUCAGGAAUGUGUCUCGAGUGGAUGAGGAAACGAUUCAGGCAGCGUUGGAUAAUGUUGAAGCUAAGGCUGGGAACAGUGAUUGGUCUGUAAAAUUGGGUAUUAACCUUUCUUACAGCGCCAUUCUCAGUCGCUCUCCUCUGUACAGUAAGCAGAUGCCUUACAACUCAGUCAUAUACAAUGCGUUCGGUCGUGGCUCUCCAGCAACGAGCUCACCCACGAAACCCCAAGUUUCUGGUAAAAGAUCUUCCAGACAGAGGAAAUAUGUUGUUGGAAAAUGGUGUGGGAAGGUUUGGAUGUCGCAUCAGGUGCAUCCCUUUUUGCUGCAGCAGGACUUAGAGGGGGAUGAAUCUGAAAGAAGUUGUCAUCUGCGAGGUGUUCUGGAAGAUGAUGUCAUUGGAAAGAGAUUGUCUCCUUGUAAUGCUUCUAGAGAUGCAACCACAAUGUUUGGAAGAAAGUAUUGUAGGAAGAGAAAGAUGAGAGCAAAGGCUUUGCCACGCAAGAAGCUUACCUCUUUUAAGAGGGAAGAUGUUGUUUCUGAUGACACAUCAGAGGAUCAUUCCUAUAAGCAGCAAUGGAGGGCUUCUGGGAAUGAGGAAGAGUCUUAUUUUGAGACAGGGAAUUCGGUUUCUGGUGAUUCAUCAAAUCAAAUGUCUGAUGAGCAGCAGGAAUUUGUGAGACACCAAGGUGAUAAAGAUUUUGAGUCAGAUGAUGAGGUUUCAGACCGUUCACUUGGAGAAGAAUAUGCUGUAAGGGAAUGUGCUGCUUCAGAGAGCUCAAUGGAGAAUGGCUCUCAGCUAUAUAGAGAGAACCAGUCAAUGUAUGAUCAUGAUGAUGAUGAUAUCUAUAGGCAUCCUAGAGGGCUUCCAAGGAGCAAACGGACUAAAUUCUUUAGGAAUCCGGUUUCAUAUGAUUCAGAAGAAAAUGGCCUAUAUCAACAAAGGGGAAGAGUAUCUACAAGUAAUGCGCAAAUUAGUCGAAUGGGUGGUGCGUACGAUUCAGCAGAUAAUUCACUGGAGGAACAAGAGUUUUGCAGUGCAGGGAAAAGGCAAACCAGGUCCACAGCUAAACGAAAAGUGAAAACCGAGAUAGUUCAGAGUCUGAGAGACACAAAAAGACGUGCUUUGCGACAAUCUGGACCCAGAAAGAAGAAUCAAGAAGUGGAUAUAUACAUGGAGGGACCGAGCACACGGCUGAGAGUGAGAAAUCUAAAUCCCUCAAUAGGGUCUUCUGAAACAAAACCAAAGAAAACUGGUAAGAAAAGAAACAGCAAUUCUUUUUCCAGAGUUGCAAGUGAGGAAGAGUUAGAGGAAGAUGAAGAAGAGAAUGAGCAAGAGGAAUGCGCACCGUACCAAUGUGACAUGGAGGGUUGCACGAUGAGUUUCACUUCGGAAAAACAGUUGGCUUUGCAUAAAAGAAACAUAUGCCCUGUUAAAGGUUGUGGUAAAAACUUCUUCUCACACAAGUAUUUGGUUCAACACCGGCGUGUUCACUCAGAUGACCGUCCUCUGAAAUGUCCAUGGAAGGGCUGCAAGAUGACGUUCAAGUGGGCUUGGUCUAGAACCGAGCACAUCAGGGUUCACACAGGUGCAAGGCCUUAUGUUUGUGCUGAACCAAGUUGCGGUCAGACUUUUCGGUUUGUCUCAGAUUUUAGCCGGCAUAAAAGGAAGACCGGUCAUUCAGUAAAGAAGACAAAGAAAAGGUGAUUUAGGUUCUAACAUGGAAUCUAUCUUGAAGAGAUUAUGAUCCAUUGGUCUAUAAGAAGAGAAAUUGGAUUUAGGGUUUUGAGGGUCCCUGGUUCUUGCAGACAUUUCACUACUCUGUUAUUAUUUUUACAGUUUAAUCUGUAAAAAAAUCCUUAUGUAGGAGACUAUUAUGUUCAUGUUACUUUCUUUCUUCUUGGCUUUUGAUAAGUAAAGGAGAAGCUUUUAUGAUUAAGACAUUAUCUCAAA